This is a messenger RNA of Medicago truncatula (barrel medic), 2063 nucleotides long. RefSeq names its product glutathione synthetase, chloroplastic. Gene Ontology annotation, molecular function: ATP binding; glutathione synthase activity; glutathione binding. Gene Ontology annotation, cellular component: cytosol. The transcript is spliced from 12 exons. Lineage: Eukaryota; Viridiplantae; Streptophyta; Magnoliopsida; Fabales; Fabaceae. The record is from RefSeq and is a predicted model, not a curated record. The coding region runs from base 69 to 1739 and encodes 556 amino acids. Gene Ontology annotation, biological process: glutathione biosynthetic process.
GAGUUUGGGUUUGAUUCUGACAAAUUGAAAUGAAACUCAAAUUUGAUACGAUGUUGAAGCAAUAGGCAAUGGCUGCUUCUGCUUUUGGUUUUGGUGGUAUUAGAUUCUCCAAGACUAUACCUUUGUCCAAAUACAUUCCUCCUCUUCAGCCUCAUCACAACAACACCUUUUUCUCUUUCUUUCCUUCUUCUUCUUCUUCUUCUUCUUCUUCUUCUUCUUCUUCUAUAAAUUUCUCUACGAAACCACUUCCAAUGUCUCAUCAUAAGCAUCUCACCAUUAAUGGUGAUGAACAAAACAUCAUUAAACCUUCUCCUCUAUUCGUUGAUGAUUAUCACAAUAUUGAUCAACAACUUCUCGAUAACAUCGCUUAUGAUGCUCUUGUUUGGGCCUCUCUUCACGGUCUUCUCAUGGGAGAUAAAUCUUACCAGAAAUCAGGAAUGGUUCCUGGUGUUGGAUUGAUGCAUGCCCCGUUUUCAUUAUUCCCAACGUCGUUUCCAGAAAGUAAAUGGAAGCAAGCUUGUGAUUUGGCACCUAUAUUCAAUGAACUUGUUGACCGUGUUAGUUUAGAUGGUAAAUUUCUUCAAGAAUCUCUCUCAAGAACUAAGCAAGUGGACGAAUUUACCUCUAGACUUUUAGAUAUUCAUUCCAAGAUGCUACAGCUCAACAAAAAAGAGGAAAUAAGAUUUGGAUUACAUCGUUCAGACUAUAUGCUUGAUGAACAAACCAAAUCACUUUUGCAAAUAGAGCUCAACACUAUUUCAUCUUCAUUUGCUGGUUUUAGUACUCUUGUCACUCAACUUCAUAGGUACAUACUUACUUGCCAUGGAAAAUUGCUUGGUCUGGAUUCAGAAAAGGUUCCUGCCAAUAAUGCUGUCAGCCAGAAUGCCGAGGCCUUGGCUAAAGCUUGGAGUGAGUAUAAUAACCCAAGGGCUGUGAUUAUGACUGUGGUUCAGGCUGAAGAGCGAAACAUGUAUGACCAGCAUUUUCUUUCUGCUGUUCUAAGAGACAAGCAUGGUAUUACAAUUGUUCGUAAAACGAUGGCAGAAGUUGACCAAGAAGGAGAAAUUCUACCAGAUGGAACACUUUCUGUUAAUGGACAAGCAGUUGCAGUAAUUUACUUCAGGGCUGGCUAUACACCAGUUGAUUAUCCUUCAGAAUCAGAAUGGAGAGCUAGACUAUUGAUGGAACAAUCUUCUGCUGUCAAAUGCCCUUCAAUAUCGUAUCAUUUGGUUGGCACCAAGAAGAUUCAACAGGAACUUGCAAAGCCAGGUGUUCUUGAGAGGUUCCUUGAAAACAAAGACGAUAUCGCAAAAAUGCGUGAAUGCUUUGCAGGACUAUGGAGUUUGGAUGACUCAGAUAUUGUUAAAAAAGCAAUUGAACGACCCGAAUUAUUUGUGAUGAAGCCCCAGAGAGAAGGAGGAGGAAACAAUAUUUAUGGUGAUGCAGUGCGAGACACCCUCAUAAAAUUGCAGAAAACGGGUUCUCAAGAAGAUGCAGCUUACAUACUUAUGCAGAGGAUAUUUCCAAAUAUUUCUGCUGCAGUUUUGAUGCGUAAUGGUGGUUGCCACAAGGACCACGCCAUCUCAGAACUUGGGAUAUUUGGUACUUAUUUAAGGAAUAAGGAUAGGGUUGUUAUGAAUAAUCAAAGUGGCUAUUUGAUGCGUACGAAAAUAUCAUCAUCUGAUGAAGGUGGGGUUGCAGCUGGUUUUGCAGUAAUAGAUAGUGUAUACCUCACUUGACGUAGAGCACCUCUAACUUAUCUGGGUAUAUUAUCAACACAUUGUGUUUACACAUUACCAUUUGAGCCUCCUGUUUAUAUUUGUCUGCCUCCGCAAAAAAUUGAAAGGGAGGCCACAUUGCUUAUUUUACGUUAUCCCAUAGUGUGUUGUAUAGUUGCACAAAAAUAACCUGUUAAAGCUUUUUGCUCAAAAAAACUUGUUAAUGCUUCCGAAACAGUACUAAAGAAGCCCAUAAAGAUUGAUGAUCUGGGUAAACCUGUUCAUUCUUAUUGAAGUGCAGUUUCUAACCUGCUUUAUAGCAUUGAUUUGAGUUGACAAUUUUUA